Molecule: messenger RNA, 2156 nt
Organism: Glycine soja
Lineage: Eukaryota; Viridiplantae; Streptophyta; Magnoliopsida; Fabales; Fabaceae
Product: kinesin-like protein KIN-4C
Exons: 5
Coding region: 591-1778 (395 amino acids)
Source: RefSeq, a predicted model, not a curated record
CCUCAUUCAAAUAGACAUCCAAAACGAAACGUAAACCCUUUCGUUCCCUUCCAUUCUAUUCCUUCUUCUCCAACGAGGACGCUGAAAAUCCCCCCUCUUCUGUUGAUUUCUCCUUCUCUUCCCUCUCACACUCUUCAGCUCACACGCGAAAUCUCUCUAUAUGCUUGAUAGCUUCAGAAUUUCACCAGUUCGGCGCUUCGUGUUUUUUUUUUUUACAUUGAUCACGAUGUUUCGCGCUCAAUCACGAGUCUAGGGUUUCCAAAACGUAGGCAGAGAUGGAAUCUAUUCAUCCAUUGACUUAUUGUUGCUGAUGUAGUGAUUGUCCCACAUCGAUGUCUCCUGGUGCAAGAAAUUCUAGGAUUUUUGCCCUUCAAAACAUGCUUUCGACUUCUUCUGCAACUCUAGUGUCUAUGUUAUCCCAGUUGUCAGAGGCAGAAGAGCAGAAACGGGUUUUCAGUGGUAAAGAGCGUUAGAACCAAGUCCGGUCCCUUGCUGAUGCCAAGAAUGUGAUGAAUUAUUUGUUCAAUAUUGUAUCUUCGUCCAGGUGUUCAUUACGAGAUAAUAAGUAAGUGAUUUGCAGAGAGAAGGACAUGGAAAUAAGAGAUCUAAAAGAAAAAUUUGUGGGGCUAAGCUACUCACUUCGACAGUUGGACAUGAUAAAAGCUGAACUUAGUCACAAGUUGAAGUUGCAGAGUGAUGCUUUGAAAAGAUACUCAGAAUAUGUGGGAGAUUCAGAAUAUUCUGACUUGAAUGUUGGAGGCCACAAGUAUUACUUGUGCAAGCCGGAAUACCGCUGGUCUACCCAUCUAUUGGAGGACAUGGAUAUAUCUGAGACAGAGUCAGAUGAUCUGACAGAUGACGGGUGGGAAGAAUCAGGAAAGUUAAAGGUUUGGAAAAGGAAAUCUAAAACAAGACGCUCAGACAUUGAAAAUAAUCAAUCCAACAUCAACAAUUUAGAAGAUUUCAAAGAAAAUUCAGGAGAUAUACUUGUAGAUACCCCUGGGGAAACUGCAUCAGAUAUUUGCUGCUCUUGUAGCAGAACCUCAUUGUGCAAGACAGCAAAAUGCAAGUGCAAAGCUAUGGGCAAUAGUUGUGGGAGUUCUUGCGGUUGCCUAGCAACCAAGUGUGUCAACAGAGCAUCAAUAUCAAGUGAAUCACAGGAGCCAACACAAUCUGCAAGUAUUGAAGAAACAGGCCUUCUUGUUACUCAAGGUGCAGGGUUACUUCAGGGAGCACUGGUUGAUAGGCUUGACGAGACAAACAGUGGCCGAGGGCACAGAAAACCUCUCUCUGACAUAGGAAAUACACAGGUCAAAUCAAAUGCCAAGAACGAUAAUCCCAAAAAGAAAACAGCCACCGUAAUUAUUGUUCCAAAUCCGCCACCUUCUUCGCAGGCAGAGAAUUCUGAAGUCCCCAUCCCCAUCCACAACCUCAAGUUCAGCUUCAGGAAAGAAAAGUUCAACUUCAGGAAAGAAAAUAAUAACAACACGAAUGAAACAAGUGUAGCUGUGAAUAAACCAAGACAUAAAAGGUCCAAAUCCAGACCUGAAAACGCUGCCUCAGCCCCAAGGGCAGAGGGUAAUUUCGUGGACCCAGAUGCACCCUUGAAAAUGCCAAGGGCUGUUCGAAGGGAAGCAUCAUCCAAUAGUAGUGGCGUUCCAUUUUGGGACAGGAAUGCUGCUGCUGGUAAUAAGUCAGAUGAACCUGAAGUUUUUGAAACAAGGAAUCCACUACGGCACAAAAGAUCACUAGACGAAAAAGAGAACAACAGACGCUGAUCAGAUACAUUUGUUUCUUACCAUUUUGAUCAUGUUUAUACCCAGAAGAAGACCAGUACUAGAACAAUAUGUCUUGCGGAGGUUUUGUUGAAGAAAGAAGAUAUCAGUGUACAGACAAAUGAAUCGAUUUAAGUACGUUUGGUUCGAUUUUCUUGGUUCUUAUACUGUUAAAUUUUAGCAUUCCAUAAGGUUUCAGAUGAAGGCCAGAAAACGGCCAGUCUACUCAAGUGGUGAGGUCAGAAUAAGUUGUGUCAAAGCUCAGUAUUUGAGUUGAUCCCUCGCUCGGAAAAAUAUUUUCUGCUGAAUGGCCAUAGUAUUGUAAAUAAACAAGGUUGUAUUUAGACGAGGAAUUUUAAAAUUUUAGAGAAUUUAAAAUGA